Molecule: messenger RNA, 2720 nt
Organism: Apis florea (little honeybee)
Lineage: Eukaryota; Metazoa; Arthropoda; Insecta; Hymenoptera; Apidae
Product: RNA-binding protein MEX3B
Molecular function (GO): RNA binding
Source: RefSeq, a predicted model, not a curated record
UUAGCACCCGCAGUCGCAGUACGUCGCAGUCAGUCGCAGUGGUAACACGAGCGAGAGGGUAGUUGCACGCGCUUGCCUUCGAAAGGAAAGAUCGUGGUGAGGGGGAGAGAGCGAGAAAGAGAGAGAAAGCAAGUGAGCGUGCAAGAUAAAGAGAGAAAGAAGGAACGAAAGAGAGAGCGCGGCGCCCCUUGCCUCCGUUUUCAGUGCUUCAGUCGCGCGACGACGCUCUCGGACGCUUUAGUCAGUCGGUCGGUGACGAAGCUCCCAAACGUGAUACACGCGCCGUUACGUUACGUUACGUUACGCCGUUCCGCCGAAGGGGAGAACGAGAACGAACGAAACGGAGAGAAACAGAAGAGAAGACGAACGAACGAAAUUGUAUCGGUUGAAACAGAUACACGAACAAAGAAAAAAGAAGAAAUACGAACAUCGCGACGACUUUGACGGUUAUAAGUCGUGUUCUUAAAAACACGAAUCUCUACGAACAGUUCCAACCAGUGCGAAUAUCGAGAAGGCCAUUUUCAUAGCACGGCUGUACACGCGGUGAAAAGAAAGCGCGCGAGUGAGAGACUGAUCGACGAGAAAAGGACGUGCGAUUGUGGACACGAGAUUACGACGACUAGUAGCCCACACGUUUUCAGUGUACGAACAACACUCACGUCGUGCGUUCCUCGUACAUACGCGCGCACAGAGGACUGGACGAAAAAGGAAGAAGACAGAAACGAUCACCGGCGAAGCGACGAUUUUAUUUUUGUACGGUGCAUCGUUGUUUUUCCUACAUACAUUUCCCCGUGACCGCGCACGAGAAGAGUAGACCGCUCAGUCUCUUGGUGUAGCGGCACUGUAGUUCUCGUCCUAAAUAAUCUAGUGUGUGUGGUGUGCACCCGCGCGCGCGUGUGUUUCGUUGUUUUCCGAUCGUUCGAGUUAGACUUUAUCGUGAGGAACACCUUUCUCUGUUCGAUACGGUUUAACCUUUGAUUAUCGACAAGUCAUUCUGGAACAACGUACGUAAGGAAAAGGAAAAAAAAGACACGGGCUGUGAAGAAAGACUAUUAUUAUAUCAAAGAAAAAAUAGUGAAAAUCGGUGAAUAAAGAUACUGUGAUUUACUAUCUGUGCAAAUUCGUAUUCACAUACACAUACAGUUGCGACACAGUUGCCGGUGCGACACAACGCGAUAUUUAGUCGAGCGACAUGCCGACGAGUUUGUUCAGCGAAAUGGAUCGCGGAGCUAAUGGCGGUGGAACCGCUUCCCUCGAAGACCAGAGAGCCCUACAAUUGGCAUUAGAAUUAUCUAUGCUUGGUCUCGAGGGUACUCCCGGAUGCCCGGGCACUGGUACAGGAACCGGCACCGGAACGGCCAACGAUCCGGAUCCUUUGCAAACGACACCGGCAGGCGUUUUCGAGGAAGCACGUUCUAAGAAGAGCCAGAAUAUGACCGAGUGCGUGCCGGUGCCUAGCAGCGAGCACGUGGCAGAGAUCGUCGGCCGACAAGGUUGUAAAAUCAAAGCACUCCGGGCGAAGACCAACACUUACAUCAAGACCCCGGUGCGCGGCGAGGAGCCGGUGUUCGUGGUGACCGGGCGCAAGGAGGACGUGGCCCGCGCAAAGCGCGAGAUACUUUCGGCCGCGGAGCACUUCUCGCAGAUCCGCGCCUCCCGCAAGAGCUCGUUGGGCGCCCUGUUGGGCGCGCCCCCUGGCCCACCGGCUUCGGUUCCAGGCCACGUGACGAUUCAGGUACGAGUCCCGUACAGAGUAGUCGGGCUUGUGGUAGGACCGAAGGGCGCUACCAUCAAGAGAAUCCAGCACCAGACCCACACCUACAUAGUGACGCCGAGCCGCGACAAGGAGCCGGUGUUCGAGGUGACGGGGCUACCCGAAAGCGUGGAGGCAGCGAGGCGCGAGAUCGAGGCACACAUAGCACUUAGAACCGGCACAGGAACCACCCUCGACGAUUCGGAACUGCUAAGCGUCCUCUGUCGCGGUGGCCUGGGCUCGAUCCUCGGUUGCCUCGAUCCACCAGGCUCGAACGGCUCGAACGGAUCAAGCGGAGCGUUCUCAAGCAGCGGCAGUUGCAGUAGCUCGUCAAGUAGUUCCGGCGCGCCCGGGCUGAACGAUCUCGUCGCGAUUUGGGGCGCUGGGAUGGAAAGGGACGAGGGCCUAGGGGAGUCGCCCUCCUUCGAGUCCCAAACGGCGUCCGCCUCCUCGAUCUGGUCGUUCCCAGGCGUCGCGCUACCCUCCAGGCCGUCCCCGCCGGCGUCAGCGAGCCCCACGUCACCCACGGACUCGCUGCUGGGCGGUGGACGGCGGGAGUGCGUGGUGUGCGGCGACAAGGAGGUCACCGCCGCCCUCGUGCCAUGCGGACACAAUCACUUCUGCCUGGACUGCGGCAACCAGGUCUGCGAGCGUCCCAACCCAAGCUGCCCCGUCUGCUCCAGGCCCGUGUUACAGGCGCUUCGUAUCUUCUCUUAAGCACCGGAACAGGAGCCGAAGGGACAGAUCCCCCCUCCCCCAGGCUCCAAACUGCGUCGCGGCACCUGGUACAGCGGCUCUAUUAUACCGAUUCUCACCAUCGAUCAAUCAUGAUAUAUUCGUGUCUGCUCUUCGACUUUUGGCGGCUCAUCCAGGAACGACGGCGCCGGAGAAACGCCCAUCCCGAAUUUUCCGUAUAUAAGAGAGAAAAGGAAAAAAAGAAAAGAAAAAAAAAAAGGAAAAAAAAUAA